CGGAGCAGUGCGUGGAGCUGCGGGUCUCUCCAGCGCUGCAGACAUGGCUGAUGUCCACGUCCGAAUAUGUGAACAAGAGAUUAUUAAAUAUGAUCUGGAGAUUAAAGCUCUGAUACAGGAUAUCAGUGAGUGCACAGGUCCACACAAUGAACUGACUGAGCUGAACUGCAAAGUGAAGGAAAGGUUCAGCCGUCUCCGGCAGAGGAUACAGGAUCUGGAGCAGAUGGGUAAGGAGCAGGAUAAGGAAUCGGAUAAGCAGGUCUUACUCAAAGAGGUGGAGGCCCAUCGUAAACAGAUGCUUAGUAAUCAGACAGCAUGGAGGAAGGCCAAUCUGGCCAGUAACCUGGCCAUCGAUAAGCUGGAAAAAGAAGAUCUGCUGAAUGUUGGUGGCACUGGAGCGAGGCAGAGAAAGAUGACCAAAGAGAGCCUGGCCCAGACGUCCAGUGACAUCACAGAGAGCCUGAUGAGCAUCAGCAGGAUGAUGUCGCAGCAGGUGAAGCAGAGUGAGGAGACCAUUAGCACUUUGUCCACUUCUUCAAGAACGGUGCUGGAGACCAAUGAAGAGUUUAAGGCCAUGACUGGGACCAUACAGCUGGGGAGAAAACUCAUCACCAAAUACAACCGGCGGGAGCUCACAGACAAGCUGCUCAUCUUUCUGGCCCUGGCACUCUUUCUGGCCACUGUUCUGUACAUCCUGAAGAAAAGACUGUUCCCUUUCCUCUGACCAGAUCACCCUUCACACACUGACCUGCAGAGCUCCAACACUAUGUGACACUUUUCCAGAAACAGGUUAUAUUAAAGUGGACUGAAGUGCCUCAACAGUGGAUAUCCACCAUUAAACAACUGACUUGCACCCUUAACAUCUGUGUAGUUUUACAUAGGAAGGUGGAGUAAUGUAUGUAUUUUUACUUGUUUACAGGUUGUUUGUAAAAUUUAUGACAGAUGAAAAAUCUCAGCAUAAAUUAUUGAGAUGGGAGUGGCUACUCGAUUUACACACUGCUUUCAUCUCCAUAAACACAUGAGAGUCCCAAUCCUAAAACCUACUUAUAGUAAUUAUGAAAAACAAUAUAGAAAAUUAACAUUUACAUGUUAAUAACAUGUAUGUGUGCUACACAAUGACUUUUCUAAAGCUGCCAAAAAUAUAGCACGUUAUCUGGAUUUGUGUACUGUACACAUUAGGUUUUUCACAGACCAUCGCUGUCUGUAACGUGCACAACAGUACUCUGAGAAAUUCUGCUAAUAAUUACAUUACUCACCUCUCUAGGUAAAACUAACCCAGGCCAAAUAGGGCUUUAGAUUAGGACUUGUUUUAAUUUGGCCUGUGGCUCAUUUUCCCAGCAGAAAUGCACUUUAAACUUUCAAAAAGAGUGAGGUGUAAAAUAUCCUGGAAGAUCCAGACUUAUUAUUCAUCACUUACUGCUCUGGAAAAAAAAUAAGAGACCACUUAGAAAAGAUGGGUUUCUUUUAUUUUACCAAAUUGAAAACCUCUGGAAUAUAAUCAAGAGGAAGAUGGAUGAUCACAAGCCAUCAAACCAAGCUGAACUGCUUGAAUUUUUGCACCAGGAGUGGAAUUAAAUUAUCCAAAAGCAUUGUGUAAGACUGGUGGAGGAGAACAUGCCAAGAUGCAUGAAAACUGUGAUUAAAAUCCAGGGUUAUUCCAUCAAAUAUUGAUUUCUGAACUCGUAAAACUUUAUAAAUAUGAACUUGUUUUCUUUGCAUUUCUCAUUUCCUGCAAAUAAAUGCUCUAAAUGACAAUAUUUCUAUUUAGAAUUUGGGAGAAAUGUUGUCUGUAGUUUAUAGAAUUAAACAAAAAUGUUCAUUUUACUCAAACAUAAACCUAAAAAUAGCAAAGUCAGAGAAACUGAUUCAGAAAAAGAAGUAGUCUCUUAAUAUUUUUUAGAGCUUUAUUAUUCAGAGUCUGCUGAAAAUCGACUUAAUGUUUUCACUAAUUUCAUGUAAUUUUGUUACAUUCCAAUAGACACACUCAUGUUUAAACAUCACUUAUCUUAUUUUCAUUCUCACUGAGCAUUUUAUUAGGAAGACUACACUGAUACUCAUUGGUAGGACCAAAUUUUACUCUUAAAAUCGCCUAAAUUUUCAAACCACCUCAUCAUACAUCGAGAUUCAUUAUAUAAGGUUUUGUUUCUGUAGUCUACAGCUGUCUAGUCUUUGUGAGGCUGUGUCUACUGUAGCCUUAGCUUUCUGUUCUUGACUGACAAAAGUAGAACCCAGUGUGGUAUUCUGCUACUGUUGCCCAUUGGAGACAUGUUUUUGCUUACUACAGUUGUACAAAGUGUUUAUUUAUAAGUCACUGUAGCCUUUCUGUCAGCUCCAACAAUUCUGACCAUUCUCUGUUGAUCUCUCUUAUUAACAAAGAGCUUCUCUCUGUGAAACCGAGGAGAUUAUCAGUUUAAGAAACACUUAAACCAGCCCAUAUACUAAUGCCAAUAAUGUUGAUAUGAAUAUUUCCUAAAUCUGCUGGAUCAUAUCUCAAGAUUUUAUGUAUAAAAUUCUCCCAAACAGUUGAUAAUUCCACAAAUGGGCUGGUGCACUGGUCUUCCUCAUAUAUUGCUGGGUUAAUGUGUAUUUUUUUAUCACCUGUAUAUGGUGUAAUACCGCACAUUCCAGAACAACUUAUUUGACACACUAAUGCCGUCCUAGACAUAAUGGUUAUUUUCUUUUAUCAGAAUUUAGAGUUUAUUUUAAUCAAAUGUGUAUAGACCUUAAUUAGUUUCAUUGUUUUAUUUAUAUAAAAGGUCCUUUCUGGAGCUACAAACUGGUCAGAAACUGACAGUUUGUGGAGAAAAAAAAACAAGGAAUAUAUAUGAUGUUUAAUUCUAAUUUAAAGGGUAAGUAUCAAAUCACCAUCUUGUUUAUUUUAUCAUAGACAAUAAAAAAAUGUUGCAAAAUUCCAAAUGUAUCCCUGCUGGUUCCCACUAAGUCAGACAAUCAGACGUCUGUAUGUGAGAUAUUGCAUUUUAUGUUUUAUUUUAUGUCAGUUAAUUUUGUUUAAGAGGUCUAAAAGUGACGAUUGUCAAUUAUGGCUCAAAUAUAAAUUAUAAAUAAAAUUUAAUGUGAA
Molecule: messenger RNA, 3079 nt
Organism: Astyanax mexicanus (Mexican tetra)
Lineage: Eukaryota; Metazoa; Chordata; Actinopteri; Characiformes; Acestrorhamphidae
Gene: bnip1a
Product: BCL2 interacting protein 1a
Exons: 6
Coding region: 44-724 (226 amino acids)
Biological process (GO): retrograde vesicle-mediated transport, Golgi to endoplasmic reticulum
Cellular component (GO): endoplasmic reticulum; SNARE complex
Molecular function (GO): SNAP receptor activity
Source: RefSeq, a predicted model, not a curated record